AUGGACGCCAACUUGGAAAAGCUUCUGCAAAAUGAUGGUAGUUUUCAAGACUUAAAUUAAGAUCGUCGGCCGUUUUCAUGGUAUUAAAACUUUCUUGAUCUCUCCAAUACCUUUAGAAACCUUCAGGCAAUUUUUGGAGGACGAAUUCGACGACAGAACCUAUGCAAACAACAUUAUUCAAGGUCGAGCCAUUAGCGAUGCUCUUGCCAGGUUGGCAGAUGGAAUAAAUUUGUUGGAUAAGGAACUUCAUAGUCAGGUUAGACUUCCAUCUUGUCGUUUUCUUCGUUUAAUAAUUAUGUUGAAGGUUGUGAAGGUACAUGUAGUUGUAACAGAACAAGGAACAAAAAGAUCCCUGACGCUUAAAAAGAUUUUCGUUGCAAUCUGAAAAUGUUUUUUUUUUUAUUUGUGGAUCCAAUUUUUUUGAAUGGCCAUAGCCAGUUGUCGUAUUAGCCAACACCCUCAAGAUCUGGAUUUCAAGUGUGAGUUUGGAUAUCUAUAUAUAACUGCCACAACAGUCCAUAAACACCCUCUAUAGAUAUAAGGUACAAAUCAAUACCCAUAUCAAUAUCAUCAUCAUCAUCAUCAUCAUCAUCAUCAUCAUCAUCAUCAUUAUCAUCAUCAUCAUCAUUUGCAGGGUCCAAAAUUGCGACUAGCUGGUUGUGCUGGGCUUAAAGAAUGAAGAAUACACAGGCUCAAAGUGUUUUUCUUGUUCAUGCACAAACUAUAAAUGUACUCGAAGUGAUCAAUUUUUCUUUUUUGCAAUUUCACUGCUUGAGUUUGCAUUGAAGUGUCUGGUUAUCUAAAAUGAAAUUGGAAAAAUUUGAGUUAUUUGAAUGGUUUUAUCAUGGGAUUUCAUCUACAGCUGUAUGGACUCAAAGACUAGAUUUUAUUUACAUGCGAAAUAUAAUUAAUAGCAACAUUUUAAUAUACACCUGUAGUGGAAAAGAAUUUUCACUUGAAUCGUCACACCAGAGAAUUUCAUGCACAGUCUCAAAUGCUAGGACCACAUACCAUAGUGGCGAAAAGGCUUAAUUUGAAUUUUACAAUUUAUUACACCAUGGAAUUUCAUCAACAGAUGCAAAAGUGAGAAGCACCUCACACUUGCAGUGCUGUCAACUCUCCCAGAUAAUCCAGGAGACUCCCGAUUUUGAACCGUUUCCCCUGGUCUCCAGAUUAGAGUCUGAAAUCUUCUGGAUAAUUGCCAUGGAUGCUAUUUCUUGUAGAUUCGACUUUCUGUCAAUGAAAUUUCAAAUAUUUUGCGUUGUUUGAGCUAUUUAACUUUUAAUAUUGAAUGUUUCCUCAGAAACUCUGGUAUACCAUUGUAAUAUAAGCAAUUAUGUGAUUGGUGAGAAGUAAACCAAUCAGGUACAAAUGUUACAAUUCCAACAACAUCUUUUUCACAUAUUUUUUUGCACAAAUGACGUUAUGUUUCGUGCAUUAUGACAUCAUCUUUUAUGCCUUCCCUGUCAAUUCUCAAUAUUUGAAGAUAUCAGGGGUUAACAGCCCUGCACUUGACUCCGUUUUUCACCCGGAGGAAGCGGUUAGUUAACCCAAAUUCAAGCAGGCACUCAGUCUUGAACAGAAGUGAGCGUCAGUGUGACCUCUAAACUUUUGUUGAAAGCAACUGACUUGUAUUUUACUGGACACUUGUAAAAAGCAGAAAAAUACAUGUACAUUGUCAAUUAAUAAUUGUUCAUGUCUAAAUUUCUUAUUACCAUUCUUAGGAAAUUAUUCUCUAUGUUUGCACAAUGUAUGUAGGUUGUUGAACAUCAUGAAGAUUUGUUACAGCAGGCAACUGGAAUUGAAACACUUGAAGGUUAGUUCUUAGGCAUGACACUUCAUCUUCGUGAUAAUUAUAAUUUUUGUGAGCAGAGAAAAAAUAUAAACAAUUCUAUGUGAUAAAACUAAAGUUACUUUCAGUGCAGCUGUAUCUAUACAAAAUGUGAGAUGAAUGAAACUUGUUCAUGCUAACAGCUCUACACUGUUAUACCUGCCAACCUUUUUACAAUUAUAGGCGUGACACUUUUUUAUCUUAAGAGUGCCAAGAUUUUUCGUAGGGGUCCCAUAAUAUCCGAAGAUGUCCAAAGAUGUUCAAAGACUUCCGAAGAUGUUACGAAGAGUUCCGUCUAACACAAACACAGGAACACAAAGAAACAUUGACUUCCCUGCUAAAAAAAGAAAAUUCGGAGAAAGUCGAUCAUCCACAUAGACGUUUCUUUUCUCUCUUUGGUUCUGGUUUGUUUAAUUAUAAUUUAAUAGAUUUUUCAAAAUGUGUCAGUAAUGCUGUAAUGGCUCAAACUUUUCUACCAGGCAUGACAAAUUGGAACACAGGCGUGAGUAGGCGUGAAAAACAAGUUUUCGAUCUGCAGGCAUGACAAUCUCGCCUCAGGCGUGACACUUGGCAGGUAUACACUGUACGUGAAUGAAGUUACAUGUACAGUGUCAUCUGUAGGUCAAGAGUGAAGGAGGGAUUACACUCAUACAAUACACACUCACAAUGAAUUGUCUACAGUUCUAGACUGCUCUGUUUAACCCAAGGCUGACUAACCAACCGACCAACCUUCUAGGAAAUCAAGUUGUUCUAAAAGGCAAAGUAAACUACAGUGUGUAGUCUGGUUUUGCUCAUCUUUACAAACUUAUAACUAAUGUAAACAAUAACUUGAAAAGCAUUUAAAAAAAUGCUAUGCACUGCUAUAAUUUUCUCUCUGUACAUGCAGUGUAAGGGCAAAAGGAGCUACAAUAAAAAUGUAUGUACAUGUAUUUUAUUGCAGUCCUCAGGCCUGGUUACAAAUGACAUUAACUUGAACAAGUCGUUACAACCAAACUCUCACACUCGCUAUGCGACUUAAUUUGUGUGUUCUCAAGGUAGCUUAGCGGAUUACUUUUUUCUUUUUUUAAAAAAGGUGUUCUUCAGAUGAUGCAAACCAGGAUAAAUUCACUGAAAGCUUCUGUUGAAAGGUACUUGCUAUUAAACUUAAAUAAAAAUACUAAAAUAAUAAUAAUUGAUAAAAAAAUAAUCUACAGGGUAUCUUGUAUUAUUAGAUAAACAAAAAAGAAAAAGCUGUAUUUAUACUUGCAGUGUGCAGUGAGCAAAGAAAGUAGUGUUUGAUAACCCAUGGCUAGUGAAUUUUGCGAUCAAGGUAGUGAAUUCUGUUCUUAACUUGCCCGACAGGCAAGUGAAGUUUUUCGGAAUUUUAAAUUACAGACGACCUGCAAUCAAUCCUGCUCGUUAUUUUUUUUUCCGGGCUCAUACAUGCUAGCGACAAAUGUAGCAAUGAAGAAAUGAAACAUGAUAAUCUGGUGCAACAUUACAUGAUUAUGCUGUAUGGCAUUAUUAUUAAUAGUUUGUGUGUGAUACAAUCAAAUGAUAAUGCAUUUUUAUGGUUUCCUACAUGUAUUUUUAUUCUGGUACUGUUUAGGAUACAACAGCAUAUUGCUGAGCCAUACUUCAAGAUUGUAUCAAGAACAGCCCAACUCCGAAGGCUUCAGGUGAGUUUGGUUAGGUUUCAGUAUGUUUCCAGAAAUAUCCUAGCCUGCGAAUGGCAGAAGUUUCUCCUCGCUCAUCGCCGCUGAGGGACGUUAAGCGAGGAGGAACGUCUGCAACUCAGCGGCAGAAAUUCCAUACUGAUGACCCUAAAUCUGUCCGGAAUCUGGUCAGAAGAGCUAAUUGGUCGACAGCGUAGUUUCAUUGUUUUAGCUAUUGUUUACGAAUGACAGACAAAAGACAAAAGGCCGCAAAGGUCAAAUGUAAACGCCAUGAAUCUCUAACAAAACAGCCAAUAUUUGUGGAAUAUAGUCUUCUCUGGAAGCAUUUGAGGUUUGCUGGCGCUCAUUCGCAGAGGAACACAACACUUUACUAAAAUCGACCAGGAGAAACAUAAAAUUGAACAAAUUUGCAUUGGAACCCCAUGACUACCGGAUUUGUUAUGUAAACAUUGAUUUACGUCAUCAGUAUGGAAUUUCUGUUGCGGAGUCGCAGACGUUCCUCCUUGCGAAAUGUCCCUCAGGGGUGAUGAGCGGAGGAGAAACGUCUGCCGUUCGCAGGCUAGAAAUAUCCAUGCCAUUCUUUCUUUUGAAACUUGAAGUUACAAAUUUUGUUUACACCCAACAUUAGUUUAAGUAAGCUUUUGCAAUACUGCAACACUUUAUGUCUUUUUAUAGCUACUGUUCAUGUAAACGUUUAGUUUACAUCUGGUACAAAAAUGUAUUCAGCACCAGGAAGAGCAUGUACUCAGGGAUGUACUUUUGUGAUUAGGAAUUACAUGUUCAACCCUUCACUCUUAGACCACAGUUACAUGUAAUCAAGUGGAAUAGUUACAUGACUAUUGUAUGAUUAAUGAAGCCCAUCGAUCAGACUCCUUUGUUACAGUGUAUAAUAAUAAAUUAUACACUCAAGUGAAAAUUAAAUUCAGGCUUAAUUUUUUUAACCUGGGUUGAUUCUCUAAUAAUUAUUAAUUAUUACUCGUACAAUUGUUUGGACUUGACAGCAGGCUUUUAGCCAGGAGUUGAAAACUGGCCGUCAAGAAGGCACGUUUUUCCAUAAAAUUAUAAGAGAUUAAGUGAAUUUUCCUCGUAAUUCUUCCAUAAAUGAGCGUCCACAGGACGGCUGGACACCCUUCUGGCUAAAACCUUGCUUGACAGUGCACAACAUCCAAUAGCAUUCCCAUCAUUUUUAGUCCCACCAAUAAAAAUGUCUCAUUAAUUUGCUCUGCUACAAUUUGCAGGGCUGUCGCUAACAUUUGAAGUUGUCAGUUGUCAAUUCCCCUCCUACUAAUAACAUAAUUAUUAUGUGAUUAGUAGGAGGGGAAUUGUACAGCAAAGAAGUAGUUUUGGUUCUAUUUUUCUUUUGUUUCCUAUGAAAGUAGUCAUGGCUCACGCUUCUAGUACCCAGGGAAAAUCCCGGGCCCCCAGCUUUUAGUGACAGCCCUGAUUUGUGAACAAAAAACAAGGGAUUGUGCAUCGUCAGCGAGCUCUCAAAAUAAACUGCAGCAACCUUGUUUUUAGAGUUAUCUUGACGCUUGCUGCCUUUGAUAACCAGUCUCAAUUUAAGUUUUUUUUUUUGGCACCUCAUAUGUACAUUGUAACCUAGGUUUUAGCCAUCCAAGCACUGACGUCAUCGGCUUUUAGUAUUUUAAGGUGGUAAAUUAACUUCAUCAACUUAGUUAACAAAACUAAUGUGAAUCUAGCCGCUCUGAUGGCAACUUGAUACACUGUAGGUUGACAAGCACCUGAAAAUGUUAAAAGACUCCAGCUAAUUUUAUCAUUAUUUUCCCUGUCCAAUUAUACUUACAGUUUGAUGGUAAUUUUCAUUUAAUGACAGGAAGCAUGUGAUAUUUUAAGACGAGUCAUCAGAGUUAUUUACCUUACCAAGCGACUACAGAGUCACUUGCAGGGAGGAGCUCGAGAGAUCACUAAGGCAGCACAGAAUCUCAGUGAAUUGGGUAAGAAUUAUACUUACGGGAGAAGUCACUUGUAAUUUCAGUGUCUGCUGACACCUUGACAGGGUUUCUGUAAAAUAAUUAUUUGUUUGGAGGAGCAAAAAUUGCCCAGAAUUUUCUAUAGCUUAAGGAGGCUAAAAUUUUCUAGAUGUCCGUUCCAUUCAAGUACAAUUUUCAAAGCUUAUCUAAUAAAUUCCCUAUGAUUUUCUUAAGUUUAAUUUUUUGCAUUUCAGUCCCCAGGUUAAGCUGUUUUUUUUUUUUUUGGGGGGGGUAGAAAAAGGAAACCUAAAAUUUUCGGAUUUGAAAAUGUGAUGAAGAGAGGAAUUCGAAAAAUUGUUACUUUUGAAAAACUCCACAUGGCAUCUAAAAUUGUUGGGAAAAUAAUACUGAAGCUCUCCUAAUUUUGAAAAGAUUUAAGUUGCCCUAGGAUGACUGAAAAGAUACAAAUUAAUUUUUAUAGUGCAGCUUAGUUAGAAUGCAUUUCUAGAUAUAAAAUCUAAAAGUCCUCUCACUGGAUAGUCCAAAAAGUGUUUUCAAUGCAUUUUAGAUGAAUCUGUCAUUGGGUGCCCCUGCUUAAUUGUCCUUGAAUUUCAAAAUAAAUACAGUUGACUCCACUAACUCGAACCUCCAAGGGAAAUCAAAAAAAGGUUCGAGUUAUCGGGAGUUCGAGUUAUUGGGAGCUUGAAGAAAAUGGCCGGGAGUAAUCACAUUUAAAAAUGUAGAAAUGUCAAGUGAAAAUUAAAAGAUACUUCUAGAUUAUAAAUCAGAACGUAAUGUAAUAAAACAUUGUAAACCUAAAUAGAGCAUGCAUUUUACUGUUUUGAGAAGUAAAAAGCUGUUUCAUGUUAGAUUUGUGACAAACAAUAUCAACCUUUCAAUAGUAAACUAUAUGCCUACAACACGUCAAUGGGAAAUUCAAUUCAAUGUUUGGGACGCUAGUAGACUGUUUUUUUUGGCAACUUUUAAAGGGCUCAAAACAUGGUUUGAGUUAUUGAGGGGAAAAUUAUGUAGAAAUGAUCUGAGGGGAAACAAAAACUACAUGUACUUUGAGUUAGCGCGAGGUUCGAGUUAGCGAGGGUUCGAGUUGUCGGGUGUCAACUGUAUUUAAGGGCUUAAAAGUCAUUGAAAGUUGCGGUUGGCAUUGGACAAGACAUUGUUGCCACAAAAUAGUAAAAUACUGAUGUGAAAAUGACUAUGAUUGCCUUGAUUUUGAACAGCAUUGAGAAUUGAGAAUUGUGUUUUUGGAAGUCCUUAUUGUUGGUGCAAAAAAGAGUGCAAUUUGUGUGCAUAUUUACACGUAUGCUGUAUUGAUUUUACUAAGUUUGCUAAGGUUCUAUUAUAACCCCUUACUGGAGUUUAACCCUUUAAACCCAAAGAUCAAAAUUUGAAUUCUCAUUUGUUGCCCCUAUUCAUUUCUUACAGAAGUAUUGAGGAGAAGUUGAUAAAAUAUCAAGAAAAUUGAUCUUGUGUGAUCAUGUCUGUAAUUCUCAUGACCACUCUGUUUUACAAAGCAUUGAUAUUACAAGGAGAAAUUUGACGCUGAUCACUCUUAGGGCUUCAAGAGUUAAAGAAAAUGAGAGUGCUGGACAAUACUGUAUGUCAGUGAUACAAAGAAACCGUUCACAUACUUUUAUCCUCCUUACACACUAUCAUGGAUUAAUACAUUAACUUUGUAGAAAUCAAAGCUUGCUGCAGUGGGCAGUUGGAUGCUUGAUUUACAGAUAAUAUAUCUUUUCAAGACAAGGAGAUGAUUUGCCAAGGGCUAUUGAAAAAACCUGGGUCAGACCAUGUGAUUUUUUCUAUGAUUCACAGUUUUGCUUGCAUGUACAUGACUGUAUGUAUACAUACUGUACUCAUAGACCUUUCCGUUGUUCAUAUUAGAUUACCUUGUUCAAGGAGCUGACCUUUCUGGAAUUCAGGUUUGUAGUACGUGUACAGCCAUACAUUUCAACUGGUAGGGAAUCCCUUUUUUGCUUCUCUCUUGGGUUUCUGGGAAACUGCCCACCUUCCCCUCCCCUAAGCCAUCAUUUUUCCCUAAGUGAGAAUGUGAGCUUAGGGGAGGGGUAGGUGGGCAGUUUCCCUGAAAUCUAAAUUGAUCCCCCAUUUUUGCCAGUUCCCCCAGAAAUGACUGAUAGUCAGGCUAGGGUUUACUUACAUUGUAUUUAUUUUUUCCUUACUAUCAAUUUCAUCCUGUACAUGUAAGUAUUUGUGUUCACAUUGUGGAUGACUCUUCCUAAUUAAGUAUUAUUAUGUUCUGCAACUGGUAUAGGAUUUAAUUGUGGUUUAGAAAUGUUUUUGUUGUGGAAUUGCAUGCAUUUUAGAACAGUUUAACUACCACAUUUAGAUUUUAAAAGGGGCAACAAUUAUUUAUACUAUUGAUCAUUAAUUUUAUCUUCUUAGAAUUGCUGAAUUUUUUAUCCUUUUUACAGGCAAUGUGGUCAAUACUUGGCAGUCAGCUCUCUUUUAACCCUUUAAAUCCUGAUAUCAAAGUUUAAAUUCUCAUGUGUUGUCUCUAUACACAUUCUAUAGAAGUAGUGGGGAGUAGCUGUUAAAGUAUUAAAUGAAAUUCAUCUUGUGUGAUCAAUUCCUUAAUUCUCAUGACCGAAAUUUAUGCUUUAUAAAGCAGAUAUUACAAAUAGAAAAUUGAUGCUCAUCACUCUUGAGGCUUUAAGCUCCGAGAGUGAUCAGCAUCAAAUUAUUUCUUCUUGUAAUAUCAGUGCUCUGUAAAAGAGAGUGGUCAUGAGAAUUACAGAAAUGAUCACAAGAAGAUGAAUUUGCUUGAUAUUUUAUCAACUUUCCCCCCUUUUUCUGUAUGAAAUGGAUAGGGACAACAAAUGAGAAUCUCAAUUUUGAUAUUAGGGUUUAAGAGUUUAAGGCUUUAAGAGUUAUAACCUUUCCUCUUUUUGAGAAGUGUCUGCAAAGUCACAGAAUGACUGAAGAAUGGGGACUGACUUCAAUCUAGUUUGCAUUGGAAGUUUGAAUGUGAAGAGUUCGGCUGAAUUACAGUAUAAUUUAGAGUUAACCGUCCAUGUUAACAUGCUUCAAACGCCUUAAAUUUAAAUCUGUUUAUGUGAGUACAUAAUUUAUUUCAGGCUGUGGAAAAUGACCUUAAGAUCGCUGCCAAAGCAAGAAAAGAUGUUGAAAACCAAGCACAGAGGAUGCUGGCACAAGGGAUGGAGACACAGGUGACAUGAUCUCGGUGCCCUUUUCAACUGUUAAAAUCUAUGAAGCUUCCCCACCCCCCCCCCCCGUUCAAUGGACCCUCUUUCCAUAAUUGUAAGGAUUUGAAUUUUUUACACUAUAUAUUAAACCACUUGGAACCCAGACUGAUCGUCGUUGUUGACAAUAGUCCAUUUUACAGUUGUGGGCUUGGUGUCGUAGCCUUUGGGUGAACGUGAGGCUGAGGUUGACCUUGUUUUGAUACAAACCUCCUUCCUUUUCUAAUGGAAAUUUUGCUUAAAAACAACUAGUUAGCAUAACAACAACAUGAUUUACAUGAUAAAGCAAGAAGGGUUAUAUUAUCUUUAGCCUCGUUUCCAACUGUAACUGUAAAAUCAAUAAUCAAUCAAUCAAUAAUCUUUAUUUAUACACGAUAAGUAUUUAAAGCGACGCUUCGCUUGUGGGUUAUUGGGCAACUUAUCUUUGGUUUUCUUGAAUAAAGGUGUUCUAAAGGACAGGUUCCUCUGUAGCAGAAAAUCUCGGAGUAUCAGACGUAUGGAACGUUAUUCAGAUUUGUAGCCUUUCUCGGUCUCUACACAUUUCUAGGUAGUAAUUAUUUGCUUUUUCGAAGAGUUAUUUCGCAGAAGUUACAUCGUUGAAUUCCGCCGCUAUUUUUUCCCGUAAGAUCUAAUAUCGAGAGUAGCGGGCGGCCAUGUUGGUUGGAUCUCGACCGAAAAAAAUGGUAUAUUAGACUGUAAACAGUCUAACAUCAUAUUACUUUGUUUUGUUUCAGAACCAAACCCAAGUAGGCACUGCUCUGCAAGUAUUCUACAACCUAGGUUUACUAGUUAGCACAGUCAAUGAAGUUGUCAGGAAAGUUAAAGAGAAGUUAGCAAGUUGUGUACAAGAAGCUUUGGAUCAUAAUACUCUCUCUCAGGCUGCCAACUCAAGCGCUGGUGGACCGGGCCGUGCCGCCAUGCCUACCCCUGGUAACACAGCGGCAUGGCGAGCAACAUUGUGGACUAGAAUGGAACAGCUUAUGGACUCCAUUUUUUCGGCAUGUGGCCAGGUAAACAUGUACAUGUUUAUCAGGAUAGUGUUGUGUUCGUGUAUCUUGUCUUUUAUAUUUUUUUUGGUAACGCUUACCAUGAUAUGCCGGUGAGAAACUGUCCUUGAUAAAGAUGUUGUGGCAGGUAGUUUUUCGACUACAUAAAUGCAACGCAAACGAAACUACAAAUGCAAAAGCAAACACAAACACUGGUGGCGAAGGCGGCGAAAAGUUCGCUUAAAACGUGAAUCUUCGCUUUGUUUUUUUCAGUGGUCACCGCGAUUAUUCCAACUCACUUACUUUGUCAAAUGUAGGUGAACUCUCCUGGUGUUGAAUUCCAAAGAACGGCUCAGCCAUAUCCCAGUUUAGAAAGAGAAAGAAAAUGUUGUCAUUGCUUGUUUACGUCGUCCGUAAAACUCUUAAUGAGGCAUUUUUUGCUCGUAGCCGUGCUGAGGCAGAAAAACGCGUGCUGCACGUGCAAGGUUGUCACAACUUUGCACGUGCAGCACGCUUUUUGGUUGUUUGGCUCAUUAAACCUGUGGCAUCUUUGACGCUCCCCUUUGCCUUCGUCGGUCUGUUCUUGAAAAGGUCCAUUGUAAAACAGUAUACAACACUUCAGGACUGGUCUUGAAGAAAACAGGACUAGUCUCAAAGUUUCUCGUAAUAUAGCAUGCUGGGGAAAAAAUUCUGCGUGUGCAAAUUACGGAACUAAUCUUAGCAAUUGGUCAACAAUUUUGGAAGUCAAGUUCGACAACUGUUAACCUCUGACGUCACAGAUUUUGCUUUUGGCGGGAAACACUUUAUCGCCAGAUGUCAUGUGAGCUCGAAGUAACCAACGAGGGAGAGAGCACGUGCUGUUGGGAAAACUCCGGCUAUGAAACACGUGAAUCUAAAUUUUAACUUAGAUCUGUUAUUUCCGGUUAUAGAUUCAUCAUCUUCAAAAGGUUUUAGCAAAGAAAAGGGAUCCUGUCACACAUGUUUGCUUUAUGGAAGAACUGGUGAAGGUACAGUGUUUGUUAUCUUUUCUUAUCCUCCCGGGAGACAAUCAUCGGAAUUCUUGUUCGGUGUGUGCUGCCCGGUUCUCCUAAUCCUGACCUUCAUUUAGACCUAAACACGUCGUUUUCCACAUUCGUUUUCAGACCUAGCCUGGACCUGUUUUUUGGCUUUGGCAAACAGAGUUCAACUAUUACUUUCAGACCCAUAUUUAGUAUUAUAAUUUGACGUUAAAUAUUCAUUUAGAGCUGAAAAGACAACUGACAACUGCGUUUAACCCCCACCCCCGGUGUUUUCUUUGAAAACCAUGCCCGAUUUCAGACCACAAUAGUCAACUCCACACCCGUUCCCAGACCAAAGUUGCUCAAAACCAGAUCCUUUAAUGCCGUACAAACAUGUAUCAGUAUAUAAGCAGAGGUUCCUUUCUGGCAUUGCUUUUCAGUGGCAUUUACAAAGUCGUUUGCAUUGCUUGUCAGUCGCGUAUUUGGUUUCUCUCGUGGCGUAAAUAAACUAACUACGCGACUGACAAGCGAAGAAUAAAUGCUAAAUCCUAAAAGCGACGCCAGAAAGAAACUUCUCACUAGGUACCGUUGUGUCCUGUCUUAACGUUUCUUCGCUGUGGGGUUUCUUCGCUGUAGAUACACGGAAACUGUGGUCACUGUACCGUUGGUGGAUAGUCUGUGAAUGAACUCCAAUUUAAAAGUGAAAGCUGUUUACCCAUUUAACCACAAUACCUUAUAAAUUGUCUCUUUGUAGGAAGGAAGUUCUUCUAUUACUUCUUUCUGGGACUCGGUGACACAGACCUUGACCCAGGAAUUUGCACAGGCAGCCCAAGGUCAGUUGGAUCUGUCUAUACUUGUGUUCAGAAUACCUAACAUUUUCAGCUAUGAAUGGUAUCGUUUUCUUUCUUUUAGCCUCGACAUUCUUGAAGCAAGCAUUUGAGGGAGAAUAUCCCAAGCUACUGCGGUUAUACAACGACCUAUGGACUCGCUUACAACAAUAUAGCAGUGCUUCAAACUCUACCUCCGUGUCUCUUGGAAUACAAUUAGAGCCUUCUUUUGGUCUUUUCCCAGCAUCAGAGGACGACUUUAGCUUAAGGUUUGUAAGUGUUUGUAUUUAAGUCCCAAUAGUGACCAUCAUCAAUAUUAUUUUCUCCAAACAUAAAAAAGAAUAAAGGUACGUGAAUCAGUGAAGUGAUCAAAGGGCAAAAGCUUUGAUUUUUUGUCAAAUUUUCUCAGCUAAUUCUUUUAGGAAAUGUACGGAGAUCAGUCUGGAGAGUUUGUUUGUGGAUCUUGGUUCUCAACGGGAUAAAAUAGAGGAGGUUUAUUUACAUUAAGCCAACAAAGCAUAUACACACCGACGGUAGAAGGAAGUCGCUAAAGAGUGUCGGGGCCGGGGGCAGGGGAUUUCCCCCGGCUAAUACUGCAUGAUGAGCAUAAACCCCGUAACUCUUAUAGAAAAAGAAAAAAUGAAAAUAGACAAACUUCCAAGCUGUUCAGCUCUCCGGCUGCCAAUUGGAUGCCCCCCCCCGGGGGGGGAGGGGGAGGGGGCACAGAGGGACAAAAUUAAGCAAUAUUAACAUGUUCCUCAUCAAAUUUGCUGCUUCUUAAUUAUCAUUUAUAAAGUGUCUGUCUAUCUAUGGCCUUUGUGUUUUUUGUUUUGUUUUGUUUUGCUUUGUUAAACUUAGUUUUAAAUCCAGAUAGGUUUACUUGUAGUCUUAAACUUAUCGUUACUUUUUGGUAUUUCUACCUCAGUCCUGAACAAGCCCUGAAGAAAAGCCUUGCCCCAUUUGAAACUGCCUACCUAUCCAGGUCUCUGUCCAGAUUAUUUGAUCCUAUUAACCUCGUGUUCCCGUCUGGAGCGCGCAACCCACCGUCAAAGGAAGAACUGACUAGCAUUGCAAAGACAAUUGGCAGGUAAAGUUAAGUCGCAAUCAAAAUUUAAAUCCACCGAGAAACAUACGGUUUCAAGAUCAUAACUUAAGAUUUAAUGACAAGCUUUUGCUUCCACUUUCGGAGGCUUUUGUUUCUGGUGACCUCAUUUCGCUGUGACCCCUCUAGCCCAAAUUGUAGGAAGUUUCACGUGAGCGGAUGUCCCCGUUAGUUGAGGGGUGGGAGAUCAGAACCCCUGUUCCUUUAGAGGUUGGUCUGGGUUGGGGAGGACGUUUGGAUUCGGAUAGCCAGUAAACAAGCUCUCCGGAGAAUGUGGUUAGGGACAAGGGAGCUUUUCCCCGUUCCAUUUCCCCUCCGACACGGUAGUCAAUUUCGAUUUCACGUGAACUCGCCGCCUGAUUUUCUUUGGAAGUCACCCCAGUUUAAAUAGGGUAUUCGUGUGCUGUCACGGAAUAAAUUUGAUGUCUGUGUUCCCUACAAACCCUCUAAUUUUUGCUCCAGAAAGCUGGAAAUGCACUCUAAGAGGCCCAGAUUUCAAAAUUUUUCCAGAAAAUCGCCGCUUCCGCGCUUGCAAAUUUCGUCUUUGCCGCGAGUUUUUUCCUUCUUCAGUGCCAUCACCGUUGGCAGAACCAAGAGGCUUAAAGGUUUUCAAACGUUUUUUAAAGUGUACGUCUUGUUUACACACGGUAGUAUGACUGAUGGUAUGACAUACUUGUAUAUGCAUUCUGUCUUGUGCCCUUUUUAGUGAGCUGAGCGUAGCCAGUGUAGAUGCUGGUCUGACAAUAACAGUGGCGAGAAACGUGGCGAAAACUGUCCAGCUCUACUCGGCCAAGUGCGAACAGCUGGUAAGACUGCAUGUUCUGAUUAACAUUGGGACCAGUCAAGUAUGAAUUGAAGGGGACUGUGUGGGGAGAGAGAGAUUAAUGGUUUAGUUACCAUUUGUUAGGUUUUUUCUUAAAUUUGUCUGUUAUGACAGUGCUAGUCUUGCAAAUUUAAUUCUUGUUAUUUCUAGUGAGUUAAACGCUUUAAAGCUCCACAGAAUUUACUUUUAAAUCUUUUAAAAAUAUAUUAUUGGUUUUAACACCUUUACCCAUGGCCAUUUAUUUAAAUGAAGGCCAACUUACAUGUAGACCCCUCGUUAGGUACUCACUGGGCCUCCAUAUCUAUUUGUAUGUUCAGUUGAUACAUAAAUUCGAGCCUGGACCGCAAGCCUUCUUGACACUGUUAACAGCAAACAAUGUUGAAAAUUGCUUUGAACAUGAUUAUGUUUAACAUAGUUUAAACUUUGUUGUAAUAACCGAUCCAAACUUUCUUUGUUUCUUAAGAAUUUCAUGAUCUUGUUAUACCUAUGUUUUAUACGGGUUUCAAUUAUUAUUGUUGGCUUCCUCGCACAAAUCUGGUGGUGAUAAUUUUAAAGCAGCAGCAAACUCUUCUAUCACAUGUUCCAAUCUAUAUUUAGUAAACUUGUACUGUAUCCUUUACGGUUUUCCUCCUUGAUAUUAUUUAGUUCCAAGGGUGACAUUUUUGUAGGUUCGUUUAUUCGGCCGUUUCUCCUUGUACAUUCUCGUGUAAUCCUCAUUCUCUUCUUUAGCAUUGAUAUUUUGUAGUCGCUUGUGUUUGGCAAUGAACCGCAAAACGCUAGCGUUUCAAACUCCCUCAUCCUUACCCCUUUUAAAACCCAGUUUUUUUACCAGCGAAACUAAUUCUGAUCCUACUCGGAAACCUGUCUUUCUGUUCUCUAAUCGUGUCUCCUACUUCCAUUGCUUUUCUUUCUCAGUCAGUGGUCUCUUCUGAAUCUUCGAGACCGUCCUGAAGAAUGUCAUCUCCGUCCUUUACUUUUCCUAAACCUGCCUUUUUUCUCUCCUCCUCUGCAUUUAAAUUUUCCGCGUCCACGUAACCCGGACACUCCAGCUCUUGUACGUUUGUUUCAAUUGUAGAAUUAGAAUACGCCCCAUUGCAGUCCACCUCUUGCAGCUUUACCUGCCUUUUAAGUUUUGGUUCAGCUAAACAGUCUUUCUGUCCUAACGCAGUAGACGAAUAACGCUUGGAUGACUUAAGUAUCUCCCUUAAAGCGGUCUCUGGUUUUGGAGUUCGCUCUCUUUGAUCCGUGCUGUGAAGCUCGUACAUAGAAUCUGUUGAUUAGUGAGUUACGUCAGCGAUUGAAAAUUCACCCAGCUGGCCACCUAUCAGUUACAUGAAAACCUACUCAUCGAUCUAAACCCUUUCAUUCCCAGGAGAGCGGUUAAAGUCAAAACUCGGCAAGAUUGGGAAAUCUCAUUUUGCAAAAUGCUGCUAAAUGAAUAGUGGCACGUGAAAAAAUGAGUGACGAGGAUUUAUUUAAAUGGUAACACCAUGAGAUUUCAUUCAUAGACGCAAAAGUUACAACCACUUUAUAAUACUUCACAAUGCACUCUGAAAGGAAAAGGGUUAGAUCUCUCUUUACUGUCUACAGGCGAGUGGUUUCAAAGGGUGUUGGUAGUCUCGUGUCAUAGGAUGUCAUACCCUCAUAAGCGCAGUCCAGCCAUCUGCAUAUUUGUUCUUUAACUGUGACAGUAGCAAUUAGUAGUAAUAGUGCGAGUCAAGUAAGGUUUAUACACUUGGAUGGAGAAAGAUAUUGCGUAGUCGCGUUCGUCAGAACGCAUCCUAAUCUGGUGCUCCUGUGGCUCAAAGGCAGAAAUUUUCGCGCUAUCACCGGCGAAUGCUGAUCAGCCGCCCCUAUUAAUUUUAUCAGGGGCAUCUCGGCCUCUGGAAACUGGAUUUCUUUGGACUCGUUUUAUAUUUUAGCGCUGUUAUGGUUCAUAAAAAGGUAACUAUUUCAGAAUAACAGAUACGACCAACACCUAUAGACAUCCGCUGUGAAAAAUUGUAACAAAUUUAGAUAGUACCUUAUUUCAAAGACACGAGUGUCUAUGAAAACCCCUGCCGAAAAUAUGGUUUUGUGUAAGGUUGUUUUAGAAGUGUACGUAGGCAGGAAACGAGUCGCGAUUAAGACAUAGUGUAACCAAAUUAUAAGGAAACAGAAUUAUUAGUUAUCAAUCAAUUCUAGCUGCGUGCAAUUAUUAAAUAAGAGUGAGGAAUAUUACGAGCCCAUCACCUGGAGAAGAAGGAUUUCACGCCAGAUUCAAAUGUAUGUGGGACGCCUACACCUUCUAUCUAAAGAGAAAGACAAGUUAGGAAGGAUUAUAGUCACAAUAUUGGAAUCGUAGAAUACGCUGAAUUGGCUAGCAGCUAUUCUGCCAGAGUACUUCAUGGAUAAGUAAGUCAAGGCCCCCAGAAAUAAGAAAGGAAAAGGACAAGAAUACAGGAGAAAAGUUCGAGACGAAAAACGAUUUGGUUGACGCGGAAAUGUAAUUUUUGUGGUAAACGUAUUCUUUCUGUUAGUCCUGCUUUGCUGCUCAGCAUUUUACCGUGUGUCCGCUGACCAACUCGCCUGCGGCUCGUUGGACUUGUCUAUCUUGUUACCACGUUUUCGACGUCAUCUGUGAUCUCUAACUACACAUGUAGACGGCAAAUUACAUGGUACAGUAUUCUAUACUUGGCAACCAAAGUGGAAUCUGAAUUGCUAAAUAAUAAGACGAACCUGGAGAAUCUUAGCACCUCGCCAAUUAGUCAGUGCUGCUAGUUGUAAUUUAGUUAUAGCCUAGCUUUCAUGCUCUACAGAACCAGAAGUAACAGAAGCUUGGGUAACUUAUUUACUUACCUCGUUUACACGGCAUCAGACUUCGAAUUUCCUUCACCGCACUACAGACAGAGGUGAAGACACUCGAAAGAAGCGAGAGGCCUAAGCCCAAGUACAUGACGCGCACGAUCCACAUGCCUCGUUCGUAUGACGAGUCUGGCUCCUUGCCCUCAUUCGGCACCAGAUCUCCGAAGCCGAUCGUACUCAAGGCAACAAAGCAGUAAUAGACGCAAUCUAGAAAAGUCCAGCCAAAUUCUCUCUCUGAGUAGUAAUACAUGAUACCUCCCAAGGGCAGCCAUAGAGCUAUAAGCAGCACGGUUAUAGUGAAGCAUUUGAUGUGUUCAUGUGUCGGUGCAUCGCGCUGUAGAGCGGCUUUCUCGAAGUAUUUGAUCAAUAAAUGGAUUCCGAAGUUGAUGUGUUCACCAAGUGACUGAAGAGUUAACAAAUUCAGGGGGAUACCAAACAGGGCGAAGAAUAUUAAAAACAAGCGGCCACCCUGUGUUUUAGGGGCUAGAUGUCCAUAGCCUGUAAAGAAACAGGUAAAGAGUUUACUAAAAACUUAGCACUUGUCGCGAGGCAGUCAUGGGAUGGGGGUGUGAGGUCCAGUAGAUGUUACGAUUAUACAAAUAAAUUAUCAUCUCGUCCCAUAAGAGAAUCCACGACAGUCUUGGAUUCUGGAUUCCACGCCAUAGAUUCCGGAUUCAAGGUACUGGAUUCCGGAUUCCUUGAGCUGUAUUCCGGAUUCCAGGUACUGGAUUUUAGUAUUGGUUAGUAUAACUUGGAUUCUGGAUUCCAAUCGUCUGUAGGAUUCCGGAUUCCUUGAGUUGUAUCCCAUAUUCCAAAGCCCAGGAUUCCGGAAUCCACAACAAAAUUUUCCGGAUUCCAGAAUCCGUAUUCCCUUACAUGGAGCGAAUCAGUGAACUUUUUUCUUUCCAUCUGGCCUCCUUCAGUGAAUUUGAAGGUCCACUCAAUGCUCCUCUCUGUGACUGAUGUCAGGGGCUGUACUUUAGUCCUCUGAAUUUCAGCCUACCCAGAAUGCUCAAUUCUGUGAUAGCUUAAGACUUCGUUAGGUAUAGCAAUUAGAGCUAGGAUAAAUUCAAUACAACUUUUAAACGUGCAAUUUACUCUUUUAUAGCUGUUGUUUUCAGAUAAUAAAUAAUAAUAGCUACACUUGUCAAUUACGCUUGUAAUCGCACGUAAUGGUUCUAUUUUAUUGACCCCGGCUUCCAAGGAUGUAUGGCGUAGAGAGCUCCCUUAAUUUGUAUAAUUGGAAGUUAUCUCAAAAUCUUUGACCCUCAAGUCCUGAGAGUGACUUACAUCAAUUUUCCCCUUACAACGUCAAUACAUCAUCAAGUGAAGGGUUAUGAGAAUAAAUAAAAUGAUCACUGAACGGAAAUGCUUUGAUCUUUUUUGAUGUUCUCUUGACUAAUUCUUUAGGGAAAUGUAUGGAAUUCAGUCUGGAGAAUUUGCAUGUGGAGAUCGGGGCUUAAGGGUUAAAGCUAUCUUACCAAUGGUGGUGGUCACACUGCCAACGAAAUACAGCGACUGAUAAUAACUCCAGUCAUUGUGACUAUACUUGCACCUGUGAGCUUCUUCAAAAAGCAAUCGCAGCUCCUCGAUGUACUGGUUAAUAACGUCCAGUGUCUCGUUAAAUCUCAGUGUCAUGUUCUCUUUUAUCUGGUCUAUUUUCUCGCUGAAAUGUCGGUCGCUUGAAGAACCAUCAUGUUCGAUCACCGAGAAUAUGGCUGCACCCGAUGUGAGAUAAACGGUCAGCGUGACCAAUCGCACCAGAAGAGUUUUUGUGUUUCGUCUUAUUUCCAUCUCCUGUUUCCUUAAAUCGUCUGCGGUGUUGGCGAUACAGACUUUGUACAGUGUUGACGCAUUUUCGGCGAGAAAGAAGAGGGCAAAAGAACCAAUAGCUACUGGCGACGUGUGAGGUUCCCUGUGCUAACUUUGUUUCUGAUGAAAACAAUGAAAUACUUUUAAAUUAGAGGGCGGCUAUGAACUCCUUAAUGGUCCCCAAAAGGGCCAUGAAUUGCGUAUAAUAGAGCCUUCAUUAGGGAGCUUAAGCAACAACGUUUUUGAGCGACGCACGUCAACCGGAAGUGGCCUUUUUUCAUUUUUUGACGGUAGUUUCGCGCAAAUUUUCAGUCAAAUCGCCUCCAUAACAGUAAAGAAGCUAAGGAAUACAAAUUUUAUAUCAUCAAGGCAUGUUAAGAGGGAAAAUACCUCACUUCCGGUUGACGUGCGUCGCUCAAAAACGUCGCUGCUUAAGCUCCCUAUUAUAACAUAAUUGUCCUUGUAUAGGCUUCAGUUAUAAUCAAUGUCUUUCAUCUAUAUUAAUGAACUGCUCAAAUCACUUAAUAUUUCCGAAUAUGUAGUAAUGGAUAUAACACAGCUUUGUGACUUCAUUGAGUAAUUAGUAGAGGUAAAAAAAUUAAAAUAUAAAAUAAAAGAAUUUAAUGUUUUGUUAGUUAUUUAACAGUCUGAUAACAUCAGCAACAAAAAGUCCAGUUAGUUUUUUUUUCUUUAGCCUCAAUGGUUUUCUAUAGAUUUCAUGACACUUUUUCCUAUCUCAGCGUUAACGUUCAUACCAAUGCAAUUGAAUCUCUGUAGAGAGACUAUAACAUAUUUCAAUUUCCUUUACCAGCUUGCUACCAGUGUGGAAGCGACUCAGUUAUAUGAUCAAGCGAGUCCUGCGCAGCAGAAGAAUGCUGCCAUCGUGAACAGCUUAUUUCAACUGCGUCAGUCCGUUAUCAAGGUAACGUUAUCGAUCAGGCAACCACUAACUGACCUCUCCAGAAAUACCAUAACAUACCAUAAUGCUCUUUGUUUGUCACCCCAAAACCUUGCAUAUUAAAGCAUUGUUUUCAGUUUCUCUUGGGGCCAUUUAAGUCCCAAGAGAAACUGAAGACAUUGCUUAUGCAAAAUUUUGGGGUGACAAGCAAAGAGCAUUAUGGUAUGUUAUGGUAUUUUCUGGAGUGGUCAAUUGCCUCCCUUUGCUACGCGUAUGAAAUUAGCUUUUUGUACUUUUUUAUGUUUUUAUUUACAGUUAUAUUGAGGUGAUUUAUAUGAUAUUUACAUGUUAUGAUUGAAAUUUACACUUGAAGCUGUAAAACUGAUCAUUUUUUCUAGUGCAGGGUCUUAAUUGACGUCCGGUUAGCUCAGCUGGGAGAGAUCGUGGGUUCAAACCCCGGCCGGGCCAACGACCAGGGUCUUUAAAAAACUGAAAACAUCAUGUAGGCUGUGAUUUAAAUCUUCUUUCAGUUCAGGUGAUCGCUAUAUUUGGCGUUGACAUGAAGCCGUUGGCCUUGUCUCCUUCAGUAGUCAAAUUUAAAGGGGACGCUGCGUAAUGGAGGUUGGCCGCUCGAAAGAACCCACGAUACUGUUUAGCAGAAACAUCACUUUAUUUUCAAUUGAAACAAACACGCGACGGGAGUCAUAUUCUUGAAAUAAAACCAAAUUAAGCGUAUUUUAAAGCGCUUGAUGGCCGCUUGAUAGGGCGACAACAAUGGGAGAAAUUUCCUUGGGGACGGCCAAAAUUUGGCCGCGGCCGCUUAUUAGAGGUGGCCCCUUAAUAGAGGUCUAAGUUCCCAUUUUUUUCUACGCAUAUGUCGGGACUUUGAUUACUUGCCGCUUAAUGGAGGUUCAACUGUGUAACGUUAAGUGAACACGUCUGUUGUCAAGCUCUCAUCCACGACUCUUCAUUCAUUGAUUAGUAAUGGUCAUAAGCAGAGAAACAAUUGCACUUGUCUUUCGUCCUAUAUUUUUGUCCUCAGAUAGUAGAUGGUCUUAGGUCUCCCUCUGCAGUAGCCGUGGAUGCCAUAACUACUGGUUUACAGGUACGAAACCAUUUAGAUGUUAGAACCACUUCGCGUUGCUUAAUGGACCUUUUUACCGAUACGGCGGCCAUAUUGAAUUUACUAGAUUUAAGGAGUCGAUAUCGUUAUGGCGAACACACGGAAGAGGGGAGAUGCAAGUUGAUAAUUUAGUCAACUUAGGAAAGGAGAAAACAGAAACUGUUCAGAAUGAUCCGAUUCUUAUAUAUGAAUGAGCCUGACCCGAAACUAUUUGUUUAUUUAUUUAUUAUUAUUAUUAUUAUUGAUUAUUAUUUUGGGGGGUGGGGGUGGGGUGGGAUAGAUAUAACGAACAGUGAUCUACAGGUAAGAGAUAACUUGGUUCCGUGGUAAAUCUUCAAUGUUUCUUAUAGGGUAUAGUAAAGCGCGGUGUUUGACUGAGGUAUAUUAAGCGCUUUUGAGUUUUUGCGGCCGAGCCAUUCUGUAGUGCGUUUUUAUUGCUUUGAGUUUGCCCAGGCUGACGCUGUUCUUUAUUCUUCAUUUCAUCCUUUAACCCUUUUAAACCCUAACAUCAAAAUUCAAAUUCUCAUUUGUUAUCCCUAUACGUUUUCAAUAGAAGUAUUGGGGAGAAUUUGUUAAAGUAUCACUUAGAUUCAUCUAGUGUGAUCAUGUCCUUAUUUCUCAUGACCACUUUGUUUUAUAAAGCAGUGAUUUUACCAGGAGAAAUUUGAUUUUCAUCACUCUUAGGGCUUAAAGGGUUGAGGAAGGGGCUGUUUACAUGAAGGGGGAAAAGUCCUAGAAGGCGGAACAUCCUAGCGCCAUAUGUUUUUUCUGCAUUACUUGUAAACUGCUUUCGCUAGGAAGAUCCUAGUACUAGGAACAAACCAGACAAAAAUAGCAGCGGGUCGUUCAGUGGGUAAUCACGGCCGGUAAAGGCCGAACAUUUCGUUUGGUGUCACCACGAAGUUGAUAAAUAUUCUGCUGAAAGGUAGUUUUUAAGGUCAGUAAAGAGAGCAGAAGGGUCCAAAUUGCAUUUUUGUUUUUGUCGCCCGUCAUCUUUAAUUCCCGCUGCUUCUCUCCUUGGUAACCGCACGGACCGAAAUUUCUCCAUGUAAACCCGACGAAAAGUUGUUCCACCCUCUAGGAUCUUCUUGGUGCUAGGAUCCUCCUUCCUUCAUGUAAACAUCCCGUAAGACUUGCGUAAUAACAGAAGUGCGAUGCUUUCGAAUUAAAUAAUGGCCGGGAAACGAAAACGAUGUGUUAGCUGGUCGCGCACGGAAGGCAUAUCUUAUACGGUGUUAUUUACAAUCACGACAUUCGUUUUACUUGCAAUAAAACUCCGUCCAUUGCUUGCCAUAUCAAAUGGUCAUUCGUAAAUAUCUGGACAGCUGUUUGUUCAUUUCUUGAAUACAUAGUUACUCUUAUUUUCCUUGGCGGUAUCAUAAGAACAUUGACCACUCCGAACAAAGAGAUUAUUCAUUUUUGUUUACAAAACGUCGUAGUGAUUUCACGAUUUCACGUUCGAUACAACUCCAUCUAUUGCUAGCCAUAUCAAAUAUUCAUUUAAGAACAGCUGGACAGCUGCUUUGUUCAUUUUAAGAAUAUUUUUGUUUUCCUCUGUAGCGACCACUUAAGAACUUUCCAUUGAUGACUCCGAAAGAAGAGAUUUUUCCGGCGCCCACGUCCUCGCACAGGAAAAGCGUAUUUUCAAAAUAUUUAUACUUCCGAAAUAUCUUCCCGAUGUCUCGGAGAAUUCAAUGUAAACAUAAGCUAUUGUUUCAAAUUCCAGCUGCUCUAGAUUUUUAUUCUUCAUUCUUUGAUGGCACAAAAAUUCAUGGAGAAACUAGACAACUAAUUAAAUUAUCCCUGAAAGUACAGUAUAUGUAACAAAAUGUUAUUUCCAUCGCUAGACUCCGAUCGGAAGCGACCGAGAUCGCGUGUUUCAAUGACAGUUUUAUUAAGACAAUUGUUUCCGCUACCCGCGAGUUUGCCAAAGCCGAGGUGACAGUUUCUACGUAGAUAUUAUUUUGGAAGUGCGAUCUUUAAGAUAGCAAUUAUAAUGCUGUAUAAAACUAAUAAUAAUAAUAAUUGUAACAAAACGAGAUUUUAAUAGCCGGCAAAGAUGACUUGUUCUAGAAUCAGGUUAAGAAUUUGUUUGGAAAGUUAGUUUUGCGUGAGAAUUGUAUGCUAUAUUGACAGUAACGCAUUUAAAUUUGCGUGAUGGUUAUUUGUUUAGAUGUACAAGUCACAUUUCUAUUUCUCACCAUGGAAUUAUACCUUAAACAUGACCUGUAUCUUACAGUCAAAUCUUCCUGUUUUGGUUUCGCCUUUCUUUUCCAUAUUUCAUUUAACUUAAGUUCAAGUUUAUUUAUUAUAUGAUUUUUUUAAAUCGAAUUAUCGCGCCUUUCUGCUUGUCUUUAUUGUAGGAGAUUUCCUAGUUUUAUGCUGCCAACUAACUGGCGUUAGUUUAUCCCAGAUUGAAUGUUUUCAUGCGUUUUCAUGAUUAUGGUAGACUUAGCUUUUUGUAGACGAAGCCCUUGUUGCCAAAGAGCACUUCCAUUUUUUCUCAACCUCGAAAAUACGACGCCUCUCAGCAGUGUUCUAUUUUUUAACUUCUAGACGGUGGGUGAGACCACAGUUUGAUCAUACAAAUUAAGGCCAGAGCAUUGCUGUCCUGCCGUGUUUUUCGAUUCUCGGCAUUAUAAUGAUUCACAGCGAAGUGUGACUUUUUAUUUCUUUCGCCCGAUUUUUUUCGGUUUUUGAGACAAGUAAAAUACUUCUACCUUUUUCAACUGUCCAUUUCUGGUUUUAAGGAGCAUAUAUACACUUCUUUAUCAGUGUAUUUACAGCUUUCCUUGCUAAACUCCUGAAGGCAUAAUUAUAGGCUGUCGUUACUUAAAAAGGUUUCAAAAUCUGAUAAUCUUUUUUGUUCGCUAAUUUUGUCUGUUAAGACAAGAACUGUAAACCUUUUAAGCCAGUACUCAACAUAAUGUCUUCUACAUUACUGUUUUUAAAUCUUGUCAAUUUAAUAUAUGCGGCAUGUUUUCUUUUAACCUUUCAGAAUCCUUUUGUCCCUUUUACGUCGCUCCAUGAUCUAGCGCUAACUAACGUGGCUAAAAGCCACCUCGAGGGCUUUAGGCUUGACAAGACUUCUUCGGCUCCCUUUUGACUAAAAACAUUCAUAGGCAGUUACAUUUUCAGUGAGAAAAUAAGGGAUGUUACUUUUUUACUUACAGCAAAAAAUCUCGUAAUUCUCUUCGCGAAGAUCCAUUUUCUCGAUUUAGUCCACUCCUUGUUGUGCCUUUAGUUUAAAUUGUAUUAAGGGAGAUUAAAAAAAGAUCUUCACAACGGUUUCAAAAUUGAUAAAAUUUCCUUACAGUAACCAAGGCUCCCGGUCGAAGUUACAGGGAUUUAAAAUAUAUUUUCUACUCGUUUUAUUGUGGUGUUUACUAUAAUUUACAUGAAGAAUUAGCGUUUUCUCACCUCCUUGGAAGACCUCAUCAAAUUCUAAUCGUGCACGAGCCGUUUUAAAUCUCUGUGAUCUUACUCCAGCCGUUUGUCGUCGCGUCUUUUUGUCUUUUCCAGUUUCGCGGUCUAAAACUCCUCAACUGCCCCGCUGCUUCGAACGAAAACACGAAAAUUGGAGAAAAAUUAGAUCAAUAAUUCCUCGUUAUAAGUGACAAGGCGAAUUUCAGACUGCAUUUAAGAUUGCUCAGUCGAGGAACUUCAGCACCAUGUUCUUCAAGUUUUCAGAAUAACCCAAAUUGUCAUGUUCAUUCAAUUUUCAACCUUUUUUAAUAUUAUCUACUCGAACCGAGACAGUCAAGGAAAUUCCCUCUUAUUUUGAAUUGCAAAUGAGCUAGAGUCUUCAUAUCAUUAAUCUUAAUUCGAACGGCUUGUUUUUUUCGUAGCUUUUUGAGUAAUUAUACACUCAUAGCCAUUGUCUUAAAUUUGAUGAACCUCGUCGUUGGUAGGGGAGAAAUUUAAAUUAAUUUCCUCUCCUUUACAUCAGUUAUACUCUCUUUAGCAGAAAGCCUCAAUUUAUCCUUCAAAGUAAAGGGCAAUUAAUUUUCAGCGCCCUUGUCUCUCUAAUUCGAAAUUUGUCCUCAUUAUUGUAACGCAGUGGGGUUACUUUGCGUAAAAAGAAAUUAACGAAAAUGUUGCGUUCUCGUGUGAUCGUGGUAGUCGUGCACGGAUAUCUUUAGCAAUUAUGAUUUUCGCGCUCUAUAGGGAAAAAAAAUAAUGUCAGGCUCAAUUACAUUAUUUUUCUUGCUCUAUUUGUUGACUCACCGAUAGCAUCGAUGCAGUGGAAAGUAAUCGUUACUGGAUUUUGUAUUUUGAAAAUUAAUCUUUAACUCAAAUUUAAUGUUAAGAAUUACCUGGUCUGGCACAGUAAUCACCAAAAUGUCUAUGUUCAGUAGCUUGUUUUAAAUUACAUGUUCUCAAGGCUUGAUUACCCAUAUGUUUUUCACCACAGAUUUAGCUUAUUUACUUUUACUUUUAUUUAUUGAUUGAAGUGCAGGAUGAUCAGCUUGCCUUAAGUUCUAGAAUCCUCGUCGUCCCUGUAACCCUCUCCCACCCACCCCUCCCUCCCCGGACGCAGAUUCAGCGGCACUUCUGCCCUCGUGAGAUAAUUAAAGCAUAUAAACCUCCAAUGAAUGGCUACAUCACCUGUUUAAUCCUUUAGAGCUUGUUUAUUUUGCCAUGUUACCUGAGUACGCUUCAUAAUUGAUGCGCUCGAUCUGUUUAGUCUGUGUUUAAAGAUGUGUGUGCGACAUGUAAUAUCAUUGCAAUGACCACUAACGAGCGGUACUUGCUGCGCUGCGCGUUAACUAACCUUUGCAAAUUCGAUUGUUCUCAGUACAACUUAGACGAGAGGAAAUAAGCUUUUAUCUGUAAAAUACUGAAGAAAAUAUGAACGUUUUAACGCACCAGGAGGUUUCUUUUGAAUGGUAUAAGGAAAAUAUUUUGUCUACAGACUCAAACUUUCAUUCAAACUGAUGAUUCUAAAGUAAAUAGGUCGUACCAUGUGAAAGUUUUGCUGAGUAGGUUUCAUGUGAAUGGUCACAUCAUAGGGUUUCGUCCACAGACUUAAAAGUUAGAACUACAUACUAAAUAGAUAGUACAAUGUGAAAGUACUAUACUGAAGAGGUUUCAUUUAAUCUUUUAGGCCCUGAGAGUGAUGAGCAUUAAUUUCUCCUUGUAAUAUCACUGCUUUAUAAAACAGAGUGGUCAUGAGAAUUAAGGACAUGAUCACACUAGACGAAUCUAAUUGAUGCUUCAACAAAUUCUCCCCACUACUUCUAUUGAAAACGUAUAGGGAUAACAAAUGAGAAUUUGAGUUUUGGUGUUAGGGUAUAAAGCCUUAACUGGUCACACCAUAGGAUCAACUGUCUCAAAAUAUAGGGUAACAUUAAAUGCUUCCGUAAAUGAAUUUCAGUUCGGAUUUAACGAUCUGGCUCAGCUGUAAUCUAUCCAGGUGUAGCACUUAUGUAAUUCAUAAUUAACAAGCCUCCCUUGAUCUGUUGGAAGAGUUUACAUCUUGUAAUGUACUAUUUAGAAAUGAAUGAGCGGUUUAUCUCUAAUUGAUUCCAGAAUUUCCAAAUUUCGCAUUGCGUAGACAAUGUAUCACAUAAUGUAUGAUUUUGUUAGACAGCCACUUUGUUCUCAAAACUACAAUUUGGACUAUCGUUUAUAGUUUUGUUUCUUUUACAACCAUUUUUUCUUUUUCACACUAGUGGACUUUUAUGUUGUCCUAUAAGAGAGCAUUUAUAUCGAGCCAUGUUCUUGUUAAACAUUAGUUUCAACUUUGUUGGAAUAAAUUCGGAUUCGGUUUUGGUUUGUUUUUAAUUGAAGAAAUUAGCAAACUUCAUAAUCCAGAGAUAAGAAUUAAAGGGCCUAAAUCUUCUAUUGAUUAAUGGGGAGAAACCUUUUUUUCUUGGAAUGCUAUGCGCUGUCUGUGGAAAGUUUUGAAAGCCUUUUUGACGAAUCUAUUUGUGCGGUUCAAUUCCUAGCCGUGCUGUUAUGCUAGAUUGACAAAACUUUACUCAGUGGAUUUUAAAUCCUUCAAGAAAUUCGAAGACUGAGUAACCAUGAAUUGUGUUUAGUCUGUGUUAGUGGCUUAUCAAAUACCAUGAACUGUCUCGUUAGAUUACAGAGAAUUGCUAUUUCGUUAUAUCUUUUUAUUAUCCUCUACAACACGAUUGUUAGUUUUUGAAACUUAUACACUUUGGUGUUGUUUACUAUGGGUUACGUAGGGUAAAGGUGAGUCUAACUCAGUUAAGCGUGUCCCAAAAGUUGUCUUUUAAUCUAUUAAAUAUUUCAUACUUGUUGUCCCUUCUUUUGACUCGAAUAUUGGAUUUGUCUAUUUUCGCGCCAAAGAUGGCGUGCGCGUGUAUAUUUUCCCGCCAAAUUUUAUUGUUAUUAUUAUUGUAUUUUGUAGCCCGAAUUGCCCGAAAUCUUUCCUUGAGUAUUUGAAUUUCUAAAUUGUUACAAUUCAAAUGAAAGUGGUUAGGCGCUAAUUCCCUUUAGUACUGUCCAUAUUUUAUCAAGGUGGUUCUAACUUUGAGUCUUUUUGUGCCGACUCGAAAAACUAUCUGGUACAGGCGAAUCUUUGUUUACACUUUUAGCCUCGUUAUCAUAUGCUUUUCAUUAUAUGAUGACGCUAAUAAAAUAGAAACUGUGAUCACCUAUCAGAUAUGUGAAAUCGUCGCUCAAAAUUUGAGGUCGCCUUUCCUUUACAGCUUACCUAUCCGAAUCCUAAAUGGGAGGUUUCCUGUUUCAUGUAAUUGGCCUCCUGAAUUUUUACCCAGUUGUAUCCCGACACUAGAUUGUUUGUUACUGGCAAUAGCCUCGGGGUUAACCCUUUAAGCCCCAAUAUCCACGUAGAAAUUCUCCACACUGAUCUCUACACAUUUCCUUUAAGAAUUAGUUGAGAGAAUUUGAUAAAAGAUCAUGGAAUUUUCUCUUUGAUGAUCAUUUUAUCAACUCUCAUGACUUUAUCUCUUGACAGUGUAUGGAUAUUGUUAGGAGAAAAUUGUUGUUGGUCACUAUUGGGACUUAAAAGGUUAAGGGGGUGGGAGAGCUUGCUUGCAGCCUAUACCAACAACAGCGUUCAUUUUCUAUGGUAUUUUUUAGGGAAUUGUAGCGCUCAUCAACACAGCCUUAGAUCCAGUCCUGGAGGCAGUCAAGCUGGAUUUAGAAAACCUCAUUUUCAAGAUGCAUUCGGAGGACUUUUCAAGGUAAAAGUGCGCAACUUUUCAGGUUUUUAUAAUCUUUUUUUUUUUGCAUUUUACCCUUGGAGAUCGCUCGUACAUAUGCCAACAAUAUACAAAUGGUGCGACAAGUGAAUCAGACACUUCGCGACAAGUUAAGUGAAUCUUUAUGAUUUCGAAGACAGUUAGUCGUAGGAAAUUACAGAAAUGUCCCAUCAAUUGUCACAGACCUGAACAAUUCUAAAAGCCGAGGCCAGGAACUUACAGUUUUCGUGCGUUGAAUGUGUAAGAAGACGCGAUGUCUUCUUCUAGUUCGAAUUGUCACAGACGUUUAGCGCUAAAGUAAUAUGACUUAGACAUGACCGUAUGAGCUUUCAGCUGAAAAAGCAAAUUGGUAUUUUACAGCUAACAAGGUAAAAGCAACUGGUAGCCAUCAGAAAUUCUUCAAAAACAAAAGCUUUUGCUUGCUCGAAAUGGAAUUUAGACUGGUGAAGGGUGUGAAUUAGAUAAUGGCGCGGAGUCUGGGGUGGGGACGCGGCCUGGAGCGUGAUGAAGACUGGCUACAAUGCUUUUCGCCAUUUUCUAUUUUCCAACUGUCGCUGUUUUUUGUUUGUUUGUUUAUUUUACUCAACGUCUCUUUUCAGUUCAACGCUAUCACGUGACAUAGCUGAUAACCCGGAUGCGCCUUGUUCCAGUUACAUACAGGACAUGCAGGUUGGUCAUAAUAGGGGCCCGUAGCUGACAGCUGACAGCUGUCAUUUCAGGUGAUAGGAAACAUUUAAAAAAUUGUUUGUGUAGUUUGACAGAAUCGUAAAAACGUCGAUUUACGUUUGGCGCAACGCCGGCCAGUGUUCUUUGUUAGACGGACCAGCUGGCUGUUUAGCUGAUUGGGCGAUUUAUUCAUUGCUCGUUUUACUUUAUUUGUAUUAAUUGAUUUUUGUGCUUAGUUUCUGGAUUGAAGGUCGAUUGAUUCAUUGACUAAAUAGUUGCUUUCUUGAAUUUAUAUCUUAAGUAAUUUAUUGUUUGCUUAGUUUCCUGUUUGAAGAUCGAUUGAUUUAUUGAUUAAAUGGUUGCAAGUAGACUUUAUAUAAAUUUAUUUACUGACUUGAUUGCAUUUAAAUUGACUGUUCCCUUAAUCCUAGUCUUUUUAUACAGUGGAGCUCUGAUAUUCUCUCUCAGUGUAUGCCCAGUGCCAGUUUACCUUAAACAAUCUGAAUAACUGCAUUAGUUUUCUUCCUCUUUCUCCUUUUUUAGGAUUUCAUUAUCCAUGUCCAAAAGAACUAUAUUUCACUAUAUGAGUGUAGAGAGAUGAUGUUCGAAAGGUACGUUCCUUUUUAUUAUUGUAUGGCUUUAGGCCCCUCCCCGUCCACACAAAUCCGGACAUUUUUAAAACCCGUACCGUAAAUUUUCUUACCCGGAUUCUUGUGAACGGGAUCUUAAACAGUUUUAAAAAGAUCCGAAUUCGUGUGGACGUGGCCUAUGAAGCAUACCGUAAAAUUCCGAAAAUAAGCCCCUCUAUGUAUAAGCCCCUCCAAAUAUAAGCCUCCCAAACCGGUAACGCAAAAAACCCUCCGUUAAAUUGCUCCUCCAAAUAUAAGCUUCCCCGGGGCUUGUACUUGGAAAAUUGCCCUCAAAUACAAAUUAAAACAAAGCAAAAAUGGUAAAUUUACUUCUACCUAUAAGGCUAGCUCAAUCGAUUUUGAAACGCAAAUUUCCCUCCGUAGAUAGGCCCCUCCGAAUAUAAGCCCCUCCAAAAAUAAGCCCCUCAAAAAGGGCCUUUGAAAAAUAUAAGCCCCGAGGCUUAUUUUCGGAAUUUUACGGUUGUAACAUUUCAGGGUGAAUGUUUUAACUAAACCACGUAGAACAGUCUAUGGUCGCCACUUGUUGCGCAAAAUGCCAGAAACGAGUAAGUGUGGGCAGAGCUGACUGUCUUUGUUACCUGAUACAGGUUGGAGGUCAUUGUGUGUCGAAUUGUCGAGUUGUUUGUUCGUCACGCCAGUUUACUGAGACCCAUUGGAGAAGGGGGCAAGCUUAAGCUGGCGGCGGACAUGGCACAGGUAACCCACUUAAACCCUUUCAGUCUAACAGAGUUCUUAACAAAAAUUUGCCCAUAUAUCCAACGUUCUGUUCAGUGGUUCUUUCCGCGGUAAAUAGUACCAUACCAAAGGCGCUGCUUAAUCGAUGCGGCUUCCAUUUUGCAUAAAAGCUGUACAUUUUGCACAUCUAGACUCGUAGAGGAAAACUUGAGAACAAGUAAGAUGUGUAAAUCAAUCGGAUCAUAAGAGGUUUCUGGGUGGGUGACUACCUACCCCUCCCCUAAGUCAAUAUUAGCACUUACUUCUCACUUAGGGCAAAAUUGUGACUUAGGGGAAGGGUAGGUGGCCAGUUAUGCUCCGGUUUUUCCUCCCGUCCGUUACCUUUUGCAUCGUGACUAAAAUAUUAAUUGUUAGUCUCAGUCAUUGUCAUCGCAUGUUUCAAGUAAACAUCAACGUGCCAAUGCAUCAGGGUGAUCCUGAAGCUACUGUCUUGUUCAUUUUUUGUUGUUGUUUCAGAUUGAGUUCGCGGUAGGUCCGUUAUGCCACAAAGUGUCUGACUUAGGAACGUCAUACAAGCUUCUGAGAUCAUUUCGGUGAGCUUUAGAGUGGUUGAUGUGGCUUUUGUAUUUCGCUUUUGCAAUACCUCACUUGCUGCUAUAUCAUAGCAGUUUAAGGUCGUUUCUGAAGAGACCACGACGACGGUACCGACAAAAUCGUCACUUGGAAAAAAGAAUAGUUAUUAAUUUAUCUAUCUCCAGAAGAAGGACUAAUGGGCUAGUUAUAAGGCCAGUUAUAACAGAAUAUAGACUUUGUGUGACAUAACCCCGAGCAUUUUGGGGAUCUUUAACGCUUUAAGUCCCAAAAUCCACAUACAAAUUCUCCAAACUGACCUCCGUACAUUUUCUUGAAGAAUUAGUUGAGAGAAUUUGGUAAAAUAUCAAAUAUUUUUCUCUUUGUGAUCAUUUUGUUAAUUCUCAUAGACUCUGCUCAUGAUAGUCUAUGGAUAUCGUUAGGAGAAAAUUGAUUUUGAGCACCAUUGGGACUUAAAGGGUUAAUAGAACACUUUGUAAGUUGGAAAUUGGCACACAGCCUGAAAAAAAAAAACAACAACAACAGCAAGAACAAACACAACGACAAAAUAAAACCAAGCAAGCAAACAAACAAACAAGAAACAAAUUACUAUAAACAAAAAACAAAACAAGUAAAAUCAAACAACAACAACAACAACGACGACCUCAACAAAACAAACAAGCUGCAACCACAAAAAUCAAAUACAUUGCAUGUCUCAAAUUGCUAAUACUGACCAUGGUCUCUUUUUCUAUUUCUUCACAGACCGCUGCUGUUUCAGACUUCAGAGGAUAUCGUAAAUAACCCAUCCAUUGGUGAAAGCCUGCCCCAUAGUGUAGUCUUACAUUAUUUAUUUUCAAGAGCUCCCAACGAACUCAAGUAUCCACAUGAGGUAUCGUGAGAUUCUUAGGCCCGGUUCUCUCGCCACUAACCAUAGACAGCUCGCCCUAUGUGAGGGAAUGUGGAUUCCGGAAUCCGGGAAAUUUUGCUUGUGGAAUCCGGAAUACAGCUCAAGGAACCCGGAAUCCUACUAAAGAUCGGAAUCGGAAAUCCACGUUCCACUGACAAAAAAUCCGGAAUCAUCCCGUACUUGGACUUCGGAAUCCACGGCGUGGAAUCCAGAUUCCAAGACUAUCUUCGAUUCCCUUACAUUUUACAUGGGGUGAAACAGCGGCGCAAUGACAAGGAACGUGUAUAUGAGUCGGUAUGGGCGGGGUAUAGGGGGGGGGGGGGGGGGGGUGAAGGCGUGGUGUGGAGGUGCGUACGAGACUUGGUCGCACUUGUCUUGUAUUGCACUGUAGGACUGUGGUGGGAAAUUCUACCGCUUCGUCGGUUGGCCAUUUUGAGUUUUUGGGAGAAGUUGGGUCACAACUCGUCGCGCUUCCUUAGAAAAAAAAAAUGAUAUGUACCUGAAUUUUCCGUCUAUUUGACGUCUUGACGCGUAAAAAAUAAAAACAGUUAAAAUAACACAAAAUGACAAGUUUUUUUCAUCCCAGUUCGAAAACGUUUCGCAAGACGCCUUUUUUUCCAUUUGACAAAAACUUCGUAGUGGGAUUGUAUUCUAUUCUCGUACCCCCCUCCCCUUGUAUUAAAUGUUAGUAUACUUUUUCUUCGUAGGUAGCGGGUUGGUCGUUAAGUUACUACUCUCAGUGGCUGGAUGAACACUCAUCAGAGGAAGAAAAACUCGCACUCAUAAGGUAAGUUAUCCGGGUCGAACGAAUACCGUAUUUAUUCGAUUAACCGCCCUGGGCGCUUAUUAAAUUUUUGGACCUUGAGAGUGGGCGCUUAUUCGAGGUGGGCGCUUAUUCGAGGCUGGGCGCUUAUUAAAUUUUCACUAUUUUCAGGAAGUGAAGUAUGUUUAUUUUGCAACAAAACAAUAAAUGCUAAUAACAAAACGCGAAGAAGUAACAAAGAAAGGUUUCUGUAUAAUACUCUGAAGAAAGCUCCGUCCUCCGGGAAGUCUCUUAUUAGAAUUUAUUCACUCAAGUGGGUGGGGUGGGGGUGAACGCUUAUUUGAGUUUGAUUGGGAGGAGGAGGGGGUGGGCGCUUAUUCGAGGCUGGGCGCUUAUUAACUUUUUCUGCCUUUAGGAUGGGCGCUUAUUCGAGGUGGGCGCUAAUUCGAGGUUGGGCGCUUAUUCGAAUAAAUACGGUAAAUAAAAAUGAAAUGAAUGAAUUCUUUCAUUCAUAAGACAGGUUAUUCGGGUCCACUUGGAGCUGCUUCUGUCCAUUUGAUUAGGUUUAGCCAGUUAACAGGUCUUUCCGUCUCCCAUUUUGUCACUCAGUCAGCUAGUUAGUCCGUCCGUUUUUCAGUUAGAUUCCAGUCAGUUAGUCGGCUUGACACUUUUUCAGUGCGCCGUCCAUUGGUCAGAAAGACAGUCGGUUAGUCUACAGUUGUUCAGAGUCGCACAACCAGUUAUUCAUUCCUUCCACCAGCCAGAUAGUGCGCCAUUCCGCUCGUCAGUCAGACCUUCUGUCAGUCAGUCAGUCAGUCAGUCAGUCGGUCGGCCAGUCAGUAAGUCAGUCAGUCAGUCAUUCUGUCUCUCUUCGUUCGUUCGUCUUUUUAUUCGUCCGUUUAAUCAGUCAAUCCAUCUAUCAAUAAAUCGAUCAAUCAUUCGAUCAAUCAUCAAUCAGUCAAUUGAUCGAUCAGACUCAUGGUCUGACCGCCCUAAACAGUUAGUUAAUGCAAUAGUCGUUCAAACAACUGGCUAGUUUGCAGUUGUUGAGUACCCCUCCAAGUUUGGCUAUAUAGCCCCUAUGCCCUACAGCCCUUACAGUCCAUUCGUGUUGUGAUUCGCCCUUUUCUUGGUUUAUUUGUCACGUGUAGAGGCACCUUAGAGGCAUACGUCCAAUCAGUACGAUCGCGAGGUGAAAAAGAAUUCGCCGCUAUUUAUCCUAUCAUGCUUCGAAUUCUCCAAGCUGCAAGCGGUUCAGUCAGCCUGUGAUAAUUUCAAGGGCGUUCCUUCUGGAUAAAUUCUAGCCGUGGUGGUGAAAAACGGAGCACCUCAAGAUGAAGAGCACACCCCGAUGUUAAAAUCUGAAAAAAGAUAAGAGCUAAAAAAGUAUUUAUUAUAUCAGAUAUUUUUUCUUGGAUUUCAGAAUGGCCAGAAAUACUUUAUCCUAGUUGCGCUUUUAUUUUAUAUAGUUUCAUAGCAGAGGACUAAUUUAUCAUUUAGCGACACAAAUAUGUUGUAAAUAUUAAGUAGGAAAAAUAUUCACUCAAAAAGAGCUGAAUAAUUCGAGAAUAUGGAUAUCACAUCAUAUAGGAGGAGGCAAUUUAGCGGUUUGUUCAAAGCAAUGGUUUUAUCAAAUUUGUGCUUUGGAUGGUUUGAGCAUUAUAGUCUAUUUUGGCAUCUUUGUGACAAACAAAUUAUUCUCUCGUGCCUUUUUGUUCAAAGCAGGAGUUAACUCAGGAAUAGCACAGAAGAUGAUCGCUUACAAAGCAAAUUUUUUGGGUGCGUUUUGGCUACAAUUUCAUGUUCAGACGCCUCUAAAAUCAUGAGUCAAAAUGAACACAAAAAAGAAACGAAGCAACAAAUACAACAAAAGAAAACAAUACUUUAAGCAACAGAAACAAACAUAUUUCAAUAUUGCGUUCCGCCAACUGGUUACCGUAUUUAUUGCAAUAAGCGCCCAUCCUAGAGGCAGAAAAAGUUAAUAAGCGCUCAGCCUCGUAUGGUGGAUGUGAUUAAAUAAUAAGUUCGUACUACGUAGAUAACUUGUAAUUGUAUGAAGCGUAACGAUCGGGCUUCGAAAAACUGCUCCCUGAACGUUAUAUUUGAAGCGGAGUUAGAAACAUCGGAAAGAACUAAAGAAAAAAAUAUUAACAAUUUCGAUCCAUCAUAAUCAAAUAUUCUUUAAUUAGCUGUUAUUUUUAGCCUUUCGUUAACGUUUUAAGCGGUUAUUUUGUAUUUCUCUCAAUUUAAAGGCCCCGGGGUGUCACGAAAGCUUGCCAAAACGAUAUAUAUAUUUUUUCUGGCAAAUAAGGACUUUACAUAUGUUUGAUUUCAAUUCAUUGUUGUUGUUCAAGUUGAAAACCGGUUGUUUGUGGUUUAAACAUAUAAUAUGAUAAAGGG
Messenger RNA from Porites lobata, 33896 nucleotides. The record is from the annotation of a GenBank genome assembly. Lineage: Eukaryota; Metazoa; Cnidaria; Anthozoa; Scleractinia; Poritidae.